ACGGAACCGGAAUUCUGGCAAACGUGGAAAGAGUUCGAGGUUGCCCAUGGGAACGAGGAUACGUUACGUGAGAUGCUCCGGAUUCGGCGUAGCGUGCAAGCCACCUACAAUACGCGAGUUAGCUUUAUUGCCAAUCAGUUGCAAACGAGUUCGACGGAAUCGGCCACUGUCCCGACCAAUGAAAUGCAAAAAUUGGAACAAGUCCAAGAUUCGAGUGAAUCCGGUAAACCCACUUUGGCUGGUCGUCCUAUGGUCGUGUUCCAGUCGGCUGGAAUCAGACAACUCGGUCUGGAUAGUCAAUUGAAACAAGAUCAGACCCGGUCGACAACUAAAAACAAGGAAGCGAUCAAUAUUGAUGAUCUGGCUGGAGAGGACGAGGAUGAUGAUGAUGAUGCAGGGAGCAGUCGCGGCGGCCCGCGGUUCCGGCGGGAUGAUGACGAGACCGACAUGGACCUGGAUCUGGAAAAGCAACCGGUCCCCUCUGCCGUAUUCGGGAGUUUGAAGGACGACAACGAUGACUGA
Molecule: messenger RNA, 522 nt
Organism: Echinostoma caproni
Lineage: Eukaryota; Metazoa; Platyhelminthes; Trematoda; Plagiorchiida; Echinostomatidae
Source: the annotation of a GenBank genome assembly